AGAAAGUGGGGGCAUUCACCGACACAACGGAGAGCACUUUUUUUUUGUUUUUUUUUUUUUUAUUGAUAUGGAGAGGGGUUGAUUGAGGGGACCUUGUGUGACUCCGAGCAUCUCCCUCCGUCCCCUCCGCUGAGUUGAACGUGUCAGAGCGGCGCUGAUCGCCGUCACCUCUCGGAUAUUAUUUAUAACCGACAAGAACAUUGGAGGGGACUCACACACGGGCAAGACAAUCCCGGAAAUAACAUGCGUACUCUCAGCCUGUCACGUACGCUCACUGUGGAUUUGCAUCGCUGUAGGCUGCCGUAGAUCUCUGACACGGCCCCAAAAUGUUCAGAAGAAGGAUACAAAGAAAUACACAGAGUGUUAAAUGAGAGUAAAUGGUGAAAAAGACAGAAAUCAAACAGGAGAAGACUUGGACAUGAAACUUCUUGCGGCAGUGGCAAAGAUCCUCUCCAUCAGAGAAAGCAGUGGCUCAGCUAGAAAAUGAAGCGAGGACGUGAGCUACGUGCGCAUCCAGCAGAUGACGAGAUGAAAUGGAGAGCUUGGGACACACGGACCUUUUAAACCCAAGCUCUUCCCACGGAUCCGUCGCUGUUUCACCGUCGCAAGAGAGAGGUUCAAACGGGCAGCAGCUCGUCUGUGGAGCGGCAGAGAUUCACCGAGCCGACAUGGGGCUUAACGGCAUCUGCGCUGCGCCCGUCGGGAGUCCAACCGCGGCGGAGUUACUCGCGGGUUUGGCCUCUCAGACCGACUUCCCCGCAAUCCAAACCCCGACGAAGCAAUCCAAAACCGGCGUGCCGCUCUACAACGGCGGGGUGGUGUCUCCUUCUGCCACCGUGGAGGGAAGCCACGCUGGCGUUUUGGCACACACACCAAAUGGUUACCCGGCACAAAUUAAAGGGGUGGCUGGGACAACAGAGAGCCACAUGUACCCCAUCACCAGCAGAGCCUGUGUGGUGGAGAAUGGGGACCGGACAGCUCAUGAAAAGUGCCCUUUAGCGAUGAGGAGGAUCAAUGGUGACCUGACAGCCAGACAGGUGCAACAACUGAAACGGAGAGGAGGGGAGAAACGGGACAUGGGGUCAGGAACUGUUAAUGGUCUCAUGAUAGGGUCACCAGGUUUAGGGACUUCUAAGGACGCGUUGUUUGCUUCUGGAGAGUUGGACUCGAAGCGGAGAAAGUUGGUCGAUGUAAGUGUUGCUCACAAAUCUUCAGAGCCCUCCAAAGUGGCCCAGGUAGUCUCCCCACUCUCAGUCACACUCAAUAGUACCCAAAUGACCAUCAGUCACGUGCACAGUGUCACUCCCCAAUCUCCCUUCACACCUCCUGCCCCUCAUCCUAACCAGCACAACGGACAUAAAGGGGCCCCACCAACUGCCCCCAGCCAGAGCUCCCCCGUGGAGGUUAACGGCAUCCUGACCCCACUGCCUGCUGCAGGGCCCGACUGGUCAGCAGAGCGCAUAGCACAGCAGUACAUCAUCCCCUGUAUGAAAUACUACGGCAUCUGUGUGAAGGACAACUUCCUCGGCCCUCAGCUUGGCAACAGGGUCCUGGAGGAGGUAGAGGUCCUAAACCAGAGUGGGAAAUUUCGGGACGGGCAGCUAGUGAGCCAAAAGAACAUUCCUUCACGGAGCAUCCGGGGUGACCAGAUCGCCUGGGUGGAGGGACGAGAGCCCGAGUGUACGAGCAUCGGGGCACUGAUGGCUCACAUUGAUGAGGCCGUCAUGUACAGCGCUGCCAAUGGACAGCUGGGGGACUGUGUCAUCAAUGGACGCACUAAGGGCAUGGUUGCCUGUUACCCAGGUAACGGGGCAGGGUAUGUCCGCCAUGUUGACAACCCUAACGGUGACGGACGCUGCAUCACAUGCAUCUACUAUCUAAAUAAGAACUGGGAUGCCAAGAAACAAGGUGGGGUACUGCAGAUCUACCCUGAGGGCAAAAAUGUGGUCGCCAACAUCGAACCGAUGUUUGACCGGCUGCUCAUCUUCUGGUCUGACCGCAGGAACCCGCAUGAAGUCAAGCCAGCCUACUCCACUCGCUAUGCCAUCACAGUCUGGUACUUUGAUGCCAAAGAGAGAGCUGAAGCUAAAGAGAAGUACAAAUUGGCAACAGGACAGAAAGGUGUUCAAGUGCCUGUCACUCAAAACAGCAGGACAUAAAUCUCAUAUAAUCACUGGAGAGCACUCUGAAAGUAUUAUGUGCCUUCCUGAAUUGUUGAUGGACGUCACGAUCAUAAACGGAGACACCGUUAAACUGUCACCUCUGCAGCUCUAUUCCACGUUCGCGGUGUCAGCUGUCAGAUUCACACCACAGGCUGUGAUGUAAUGUUUUCCUGCCAUGUGAUUGGGCUGCAGAUCAAAGACGUGGCAGUUAUAGAGCACAAAGGACCGGAUUGUGUGGCAGAGACGAGAUCAGAACUGAGAGUCGUGGCGAAAGAAGAAAAUGACUUCGACCUCUCAAUAAAUCAUGUAUGAAGACAACAAACUGAAAAAAAAACAAAAAACAGGACUCCUUCAUUCGAUUUUGUUGCAGUUUUGCGUGUUCAGUUAUCAGUGAUGUUGUGGUGACUUGAGAAAUCAUUGUUUUACUCUGCUCUGGUGUCAUUUUCAAACAUGCUGAAUCAGUGGACAGACAGUGGGGGGAAAAUGGACGCAAUUAGUAAAUCAGUGGCGUAAUCCCUGAAUUUCCCCUUGUCUGUGAUUUGGUCCCCUUGUCUCAUGAUGUGGGCAAAUGUGUGUGUGUGUGGUCAGUGUAAAGACAGACAGAAAACAAAUCAAGUUGUUAUCAACUAUGAUGCAGUGGAAAGUUGCAGUGUGGGAUUUAUUCAGGCUCAAGCACUAAACAUUACAGGGACUUACUUAAAACCUUAGCACUGUAGUUUUACUCUAUAUAGCACACUAAUUAGAGUAGGAUAUCUGUCUAAGUCUAAAAAAAAACCUCUGCAACAGCCUCAAAAUGUUAGUGCGACAAAAUCACAAAAUAAUCCAGCAUAAACUUUUUCUUUGAUUUUCUUUUUUCAGUAAUUGCAAUAUAUGAAACUGACUGCACCGAGAAUACACAAAGCUUUUCGUCAUGACGGAUGCACAGUGCUCUCUGUAUGACUGAAAUACAAAGCUCACAUUUGAGACAAGAGGCAAGGCGUCGAGUAAUAAGGGGUCAAAACAGGGUUUAAUGAAUCAGAGUGUGUGUUUUGUGUGUGUGUGCGUGUGUGUGUGUGUGUUCAUUAGACCCUCUUACCUGUUCUUAACAUGAUGGAAAGAGUAUGUAUGAUCAGAGUGGAUGCUGUCAGACAAACCUCCUGCCCAAACAGCCACACAUAUCUGUACACUUAAGACCAUUUAAAGCACAGAGUUAAGCAUACACUGUAUGUGAACUGCAGGGUCAAACUACUGUCUGCUCAUGUGUGGGAUUAUUUGUGUGUGUAAAUGUGUACUUGCACGUGUAUGUGACAGUUUCCACUGUCUUGAAGAGGCACGCAGGUAUUGUCUCAGUGUAUUUUUGAUUGGCUAAAGAGAAGGCUGUUUUAAAAAGCACUUUAUUGUUUGAAAUGCCAUGUGUGAAUGAUUAUAAAAAAAAUAUAACUAAAAAUGUAGAUUAAUGCCUUUAUGCUGUGGAUAAUAUGGUCAUUCAAAUGCAAUAGAAACUAAAACAAUGAGAACAAAUGGAAAUUGUUUGCCUUUUUUUAUUUUGGAGUAUUUAAUUAAAACUUGUCUGUUUUUGUA
Larimichthys crocea (large yellow croaker) is the source of this 3722-nucleotide messenger RNA. It is a transcript of the gene egln2, whose product is annotated as egl-9 family hypoxia-inducible factor 2. The record is from RefSeq and is a predicted model, not a curated record. The transcript is spliced from 6 exons. Gene Ontology annotation, molecular function: L-ascorbic acid binding; ferrous iron binding; peptidyl-proline 4-dioxygenase activity. NCBI's taxonomy places the organism in Eukaryota, Metazoa, Chordata, Actinopteri, Sciaenidae. Gene Ontology annotation, biological process: cellular response to hypoxia; peptidyl-proline hydroxylation to 4-hydroxy-L-proline. Gene Ontology annotation, cellular component: cytoplasm; nucleus. Bases 534 to 2159 code for a protein of 541 amino acids.